Messenger RNA from Rotaria sordida, 1656 nucleotides. The record is from the annotation of a GenBank genome assembly. NCBI's taxonomy places the organism in Eukaryota, Metazoa, Rotifera, Eurotatoria, Philodinida, Philodinidae.
AUGUCCCGUUGUUUGCCUUAUCGUGUUGAAUGUACAGAAAAAUGCCUUCAAGCUCAAAAUGAUGCACUUAAUUCAACAUUUUUUAUUCUAAGACAAACAGGUCCAACAGCUUUUGUUAUCAAAGAUGAUGAUGAACGAAUAUUUAAAAUAUUUUUAGGUGAUCCACAUAAAUGUACAUGUUCUACAUUUCAACGUGAUCGUGAACUAUGCAAACAUAUAUGUUGGCUAUUUUUAAAACGAUUCCGUGUACCAAGAACUAAUCCGAUGCUAUGGCAGCGAGGUCUUGUCGAACGAGAAAUUAAUGAACUUCUUCGUGAAUUAACACAAGAUAAUGAUGAAAAAAAUAAAUCAAAUCUUAAUUAUAAAAUAAAAGAUGAAGAUGAAAAUGAUGCUGAUAGUAAUGUUGAACAACGUCCAAUAAGUGAAAAUGAUGUAUGUCCUAUAUGUCAAGAAGAAUUGCUUAGUAAAAAAUUGCCUAUUACUUAUUGUCGACGUGGUUGUGGUAAUAAUGUUCAUGUUAAAUGUAUGAAAAUAUGGCUUGAUCAUCAGGUAUCAACAGGUGAAAAAACAAUUAAAUGUCCAUUAUGUCGAGAAACAUUUGGUACACCUGAACAACUUAAACAAGAAUUUCAAAGAAUUGGUGCUCAACGAGCUGAAAAAGCAUUCAUACAUUUAGGUUAUUCAUGUCAUCGUUGUCGUGCAUGUCCAAUCUCCGGCAAAUGUUAUAAAUGUACAACAUGUCAAGAUUAUUUUCUUUGUCAAACAUGUUUUAAUUUAAAUGUACAUAAUGAACAUAGUUUUGAUUAUCGAGAAAGAUCAUAUCAACGUUGGAAAAUAGCAAUACGUGAACAUUUAACAGCAUUACCAAAUGCAUUUCAUCGAAUGUUAGCAAAUAGAGAAAUAAAUGACAAUGAUUAUGAAAUUUUAAUUCAACUUGAAAAUGCUCAAAAUUCUGCAAUUAUGGGUAUACCAGAGAAUAUUGUAAAAUCAAUGCCAACUGAACGUAUAAAUGAACGUAGUCAUUUAUUACAAUAUGGUGAACAAUGUCGUUUAUGUUUAAGAUUUUAUCAAAUAGGUGAACGUGUUCGACGUUUACCAUGUCGACAUAAAUUUCAUAUUGAUUGUAUAGAUGGAUGGCUUUUACAUAGUCAUCCAACUUGUCCAAUUGAUGGUCAACUUGUAUGGAGUGUUGAAAUGAAUAAUGAACAACCACAAAUAAAACGGCCUUCACUAACUGCUGCUCGAAAGACAAGAAAAAAUACUCCUUCUGCUAUUGACUCAUCGUUACUUUCUGUUGAUAUGGGUUUAACAGUAAUACCUUAUCAAAUACGAACAGCAGCUAAUGCUGAUCUUAAUCAACAAUUUCGACGUUUUCAUAUGCGUGCACCACUUCGUCCAUUAAUUGCAUCGAUACCUGUGGAAUUUUCACCACCACUUGAAAUCAAUACUCGACAUUUACAAAAUCAACAAUCUAAUUUAUCGUUAUCGAAUGAUGUAGGACAACGACAAUUUCGAAGACAAUCAUUAUUAUUAUCGCCUUCUUUAGUAACAGAAGAUAUUAGAAGAAUAAAUACUGAAAUCAAUCAAAAUUCGGCAUUAUUAAGAAAUAUUUUUGAUCAUCGACUUCGUCAACGUAAUCGUUCAAGUGCCAAAUAG